GCCUCGCCGACCGGUGAUUGGGUGCUGGAGGUGUUGCUUCUCGGGCAGUCGUACUGCUCGGGCAAUGGGGUGGUUACUCCCACUCGUCAUUUUCCUGGCCUUGUUCACCCACCGGUUCUUUGAUUUGUGCAAUAAAUUGGGUGUUUUCAAAGAAGUGGUUCCCAUUGAACCUGGUGAUUGCCAUCUAAUCAAAGGGAUUGAGUAUGGGUCUGAAGAUAUUAACAUUCUUCCCGGAGGGUUGGCUCUUAUCAGCUCUGGCCUGAAAUAUCCAUUGCUGCCUAACCUUGCCCCCCCUGAUCAUCCUGGGCAGAUUUUCCUGGUGGAUCUAAAUAACCCAACCCUGAGGGCUGUUGAAUUGAGAAUCAGUCGUGGGUUUGAAGUAGAAUCCUUUAAUCCACAUGGGUUGAGCACCUACAUAGAAAAAGAUGGUACUGUUCUUGUUUUUGUUGUGAAUCAUCCACAACAUACCAGCACUGUGGAACUUUUUAAGUUUGAAGAAGAACAACGUAGUCUGACCCAUUUAAAGACCAUCCGACACGAACUUUUAAACAGUGUGAAUGAUAUCAUAGCAGUGAGUUCUCAGAGCUUCUAUGCCACCAAUGACCAUUAUUACUCUUCUACUUACCUGAGGAUCUUGGAGGAUUGCUUUGGCUUUCAAUGGGGCAAUGUUGUUUACUACAGUCCUACUGAGGUAAAACAAGUUGCAACAGGAUAUGGUUUUCCCAAUGGGAUUGAUAUUUCUACUGAUGGAAAGCACAUCUUCCUUGCAGAAACCUCAUUUUAUACAAUACAUGUUAUGGAAAUUAAUCCAAACCAUAGUCUGACUCCAAAAAAGAGUUUGGAUGUGGGAGUACUUCCAGACAAUGUGAAGGUGGAUCCUAAAACUGGACAUCUCUGGAUUGGUAGCUGUUUUAAUUUAUGGAAAGCACUACUAUAUAAUCCUGAAAAUCCCCCGGGAUCUGAGGUAAUCAGAGUUGAAAGCAUUCUUUCUAAGGACCCCAAAGUGACCCACGUGUACAUGAACAAUGGCUCUGUACUUCAGUCCACUUCAGUUGCUAUGGUUUACGAAGAUAAACUGCUUAUCGGAACAAUUUUCCACAAAGCUCUGUACUGUGAGCUUGGUAGUUCAUAACUUUGGUAAAAGCAUCAUUUUUCAAUUGACAGUAAACUACAAUUCUGUAGUCAUUACAGAGCUAUUUGGGGGUCUUAAUUUUGGUAACAGAAGUGAUUUAGAUAGUAACAUAAAUGUUUAUUGGUAUUUUGAGAAUUCUACCCAUUAAAGAAUUUGCUUGUGUUACUAGUUAAUUUACAAUUACCUAAAAGAUAAUGAUUUUAAAAUGUAUGAACAGAUUUUAUAAAGAAGCAAUUAAUUAUCUCAUUGUAAUUUUAAUAUGUCCACUGAUUUAUGUUCUGUAAUGCUUUCAUGUUCCACUUAGACAGUGGGAUGAUAUGGUUUGUAGAUCAUAAAGAGCUCCCAUAUGGUCUAUUUAUUGGAAUUUUCUAAUGGAGAAUCAAUUCUUUCCCCUAAAGGUUUGUGUGAAAUAAAGAUUCAAGGUCUAGUUGAAUAUGGAUGUAAAUGAAACCUCUUCCCUUGAUUAUUUUGAUAAAUGUGAUAAAGAUUUGUUAAUUUGAGUGGUAUACUUUAUCUUUAAUAAACCAAAAACUAGUGAUCUGUA
Pristis pectinata (smalltooth sawfish) is the source of this 1676-nucleotide messenger RNA. RefSeq names its product serum paraoxonase/arylesterase 2-like. NCBI's taxonomy places the organism in Eukaryota, Metazoa, Chordata, Chondrichthyes, Rhinopristiformes, Pristidae. Gene Ontology annotation, molecular function: arylesterase activity. The transcript is spliced from 9 exons. The coding region runs from base 65 to 1132 and encodes 355 amino acids. The record is from RefSeq and is a predicted model, not a curated record.